AUGGCCAUCAAGACCACGGAAGGGAACGAGUGGCAGGUUCUCGGUUUGGCCUUAGUUGCCCUUUGGGGCGUGUACCAGACCCUUCGCUGGUGCUGCUCUUGCUGCUGCCGUUGCUGCUGCGGUAAGCGGGAAGCUCCCCCUGCAGCAGCUCCCCUCAUCCAGCCCGACAAGGUAAAGGUUGAUGGCAGAGAGGUCAGUGCGGCGCAUUUGAUCCAGACCAAGGACGCGCGCACAGCCUACUUCCUCUGGCUGACGAUGGGGCUGGUGGGAGCCCACCAUUUCUACGCGGACCGGCUGCUGCAUGGAGUGCUUGCUGCUUGCAGUGGGAACUUUUUUGGUGUGGGAUGGUUCCUGGACUUCUUCCUCAUCCCGACCUAUGUGGCCGCCAUCAACCGGCAAGUCCCUCCCGAAGUAGCAAGACCUGACAACAGCUGCGGGCGGCUGACGUGUCGACUCCCAGUCAUCGUCACAACCAUCAUUGUGGUGUUUCUGGCCUUCAUCUUCCGAUUUCCGGCAAUCCUCCAUGGCACUGGUGUGGUGGACCUGGAGCAGAGGAUGGCAGGAACGGCUGGAAAUCCAUAUGUGAUCCUCGAGGUGGAGCGUGAUCUGCCGCAGGAGGACAUCAGGAAGGCCUACUCCUCCCAGCUCAAGGAGGUGGAGGGUUCCAAGGAUUGCCAAACUGCAAACAAGGCCUGCAAGGCGAAGAAGCAGAACUUGAAGAAGGCAGCCGAGUUCAUCCUCCAUGGACCCCCACAGUCCGACGAGCCACAGAAGGAGAAGACGGAGAAAAAGGCCCGCCGGAAGCCCCGGGAAAAGAAUGAUGAUGAUGCCUGGGCGGACUGGGGCGACUACCUCCGGGCCGAGUGGGAUGCCGUCGGGCAGGAAAUCAAAGAAGGUUCGUCGCAGUUCGCCAAGAACUUGGAGAAGGACUACUUCAGCUGA
This is a messenger RNA of Symbiodinium natans, 942 nucleotides long. The record is from the annotation of a GenBank genome assembly. Lineage: Eukaryota; Dinophyceae; Suessiales; Symbiodiniaceae.